CUUCAUGUGUGUGUGUGUAUUUAUAUAUACACAUCUACUGUUUUACUGUUUACAAGCAAAGGCCUUUUAAUCGCUGCUGCUAAGGACGUCCAAAGUACACGAGACACAUAUUGAUUUUAAGGCCACGCAUAGCAUCUUGUUGGUUCAUGUAUCUGAACCCUUCGUGUCUCAUUUCUAAUUCAGACAAUGCGGAAUAGUGCGUUAUGGGUGACAGCACCCAGCAUUAUAACAGUGUCACGCAGACACACACACACACAGAGACAGUGUGACACGCCUUUCUUUUGACGCACAUGGGUCGAUCACCUCAACUGCUGUUGCAGCUUAAAAAACUAAAAAAGAGGGGGAAACUGUUGUAUUACAUAUGUAAGCCUAAAUUAAAUGGCACCAUGCCUACCAGUGGAGCAAACAACACCCAGGGGACUCCAGCAGAUACAGUAAGAUUAAUGCUUGGAUAGGUUUUUAUUUUGAACUUAAGUGUCAUAUAUGGCAUAUUCUAUUGUCGGGUUGGGGCUUUAAAAAGUAGCCUAUAUCCCUAUUUUGCGUGGACCACCCGAACAACAUGCCUUUGACAGAAAAGGAUGAGUUGCCAGAACUAAAAUGCAAGACAAGAUCAGCAUGAGUGAUUUUGCCCUCCCUGGGGAGCUUGGCUUUUUGCAGGAGCUUGCAGGUUUUCCCCUCUCUCCUGCUGCGUCUGCGUCAAAUGAUGCUCAACUUUCAGGCCUAUAUAUAAGCAGCUGUCUGAACGGCACUUGCAUCUCACUUCUCUCAUCCUACCUCUUUCUCUCUUUCUCUCACUUCACUCGGGUACUGGAGAUAAGUCAAGCGAGGACCAGCAUUUGAACCACCGCAACCAUGAGUUUUAUCGACUACUCCAACAGUUCCUAUCGGAAGAUGUUUGGAGAGGCCCCCCGCCACUCCGGUCGCAUCUCUGUCAGCAGCAGCCCCUCUCGAUUGUCCUCUGGGUACCGCUCCGGAGCUCACCGCACCUAUGGCUCUCCAUCGUCCAUGCUGUCCUCUAGCUACCGCAGCAAACUCGGCUCCGGCCGCAACCUGCAGGAGCCCAUUGAUUUGACGCAGUCUACAGCCGUCACCAACGAGUUGAAAAUCAUCCGCACCAACGAGAAAGAGCAGCUGCAGGGUCUGAACGACCGCUUUGUGUCAUUCAUCGACAAAGUACAUAAUCUCGAGCAGCAUAACAAGGUCCUGGAGGCUGAGGUGGCACUUCUCCGCCAGCGCCACAAUGAGCCGUCCCGACUCCAUGACCUGUAUGAGCAAGAGAUCCGCGAACUCCGGGCACGAGUGGAAGAACUUACCCACGAGAAGAGCCAAAUGCACCUCGACUGCGUGCAGAUGAACGAAGCGUUGGACCGGGUGAAGGAGAAGCUUGAUGAAGAGACGAAGCUCCGGGAAGAAGCCGAGAACACCCUGAAGACAUACCGCAAGGACGUGGACGAUGCCACCCUGGUCCGAUUGGAACUGGAGAAGAAAGUUGAGUCCCUGCUGGACGAGAUCGCCUUCCUCAGGAAAGUCCACGAGGAGGAGCUGCAGGAGAUGCAGGCGUCUAUGCAGGCUACACAGGUGUCUGUUGAGAUGGACAUGAGCAAGCCAGACCUGGCCGUGGCUCUGAAGGACAUCCGUGCCCAGUACGAGCACCUGUCAGCCAAGAACCAGCAUCAGGCUGAGGAGUGGUACCACUCCAAGAUCGCCAGCGUGAGCGAGGCGGCUGCCCGCAACAACGACACCAUCAAGCAGACCAAGGACGAGCUGAGCGAGUACCGCAGACAGGUGCAGGCCCGCACCCUGGAGAUUGAGUCCCUCAGGAGCCACAACGAGGCCCUGGAGAGGCAGCUGGCUGAUAUGGAGGACCGCCACGGCAACGAGACCGGAGAGAUGCAGGACACAAUCCAGCAACUGGAGGCGGCCCUGCGCAGCACUAAGGGGGAGAUGUCUCGCCACCUGCGCGAGUACCAGGACCUGCUCAACGUCAAGAUGGCCCUGGACAUUGAGAUUGCUGCCUACAGGAAGCUUCUGGAGGGUGAGGAGUGUCGUCUGACCACCAUGGGUGGGGCAAUGCUGCAGUCGGGCUACUCCGGCUUCUCCUACUCCUCCCGCCCCUAUGCCCUGGGCUCUUCUGCCCCCUACAGGAGGCGCGGUGCCAAGCCCGAGGAAGAGGACGAAGUAGAGGACAAAGAGGAGGAAGAAGGAGAGGGAGAGGAGGAGGAGGUUGAGGGAGAGGAGGGAGAGGAGGGAGAGGAUGGAGAUGAUCAGGAAGAGGGUGAGGAUGAUGAGGGAGGAGAUGAUGAAGAGGGAGAGGAUGAGCAGGAGGAUGAGAAGGAGAAAGAACAAGAGAAGGAGAAAGAGAAAGAUAAGAAGAAGGGAGGCUCUGCCAUCAAGAGCAGCAAGUAAACUGCUUGUUGUGACACCCGCUCCCUCUUCACUCUUGCACUCAUUCACUCAUUUGCUCACUAAUUUCACUCACUCAGUCAGACACUCAUCAGGAUCACUCUUGUGUCACUCUCUCUCUGACCAAGCUAAUGAGGAAAUUCCUCUCUGUCACAGACACACAGACACACACAUGCACACACACACACACACACCACACAUGCACACACUCACAAACACAAAACAGCCUAUUUUUGUCUCAUGUUUCUGACUUUGCUUUUUGAUUGGAGAAGGUCUUGUGAACACAGGCUGAAAAUGAUUUAGUCUUAGAGAGGAACUUCUUUAUCUGCUUUGUGGUAAAAGGGAGGAGACUACAGCAUGCUUCUUCAGCCGGUAUAGAAAGGGAUAUUUUAUCUAUGUAGCAAACUGAGGAUAGUCAAGGAACCGCAAACAGACCUUUGAAUGUUCAGAUGGCUAGGAACUGAAUGCCUUAAACAGAGCGCUUAUGAAUGAGGAGGUACUGAGGCACCAGUGUGCCCAGAGAUACCCAUUUACAAUGUGCCAUUAUUGCCAAUAUAGCAGUGUCGAUCAAAUAACCCUUGAAGGUGGCUGUGGGGUAUUCAUUUGGUAGCCUACUGCUGACCAUAUGGAGAUCUGGUGCAAGAGGACCAAUUUUAAUGGUCCCAACUUUAAGGUGCUAUCUGAUUUCCAACAACAAAAUAAGAAUGGGAGAUGAAGUAAGCAUAUAGUGUCAUCAGAAAAAGCGCUUGAUAAUGUGCGUCUAGUGAAUGUUUAAGUGAAGAACCCAACAGAGAUGCAAAUCAUCCCGCGGUUGGUGAAAUUUCAUAAUUCAGAUGAACCCCCUAUCACCUCUGGCCACACGGCUUGUUACUACACCUGUGUGUUUGUGAAAUUAUGCAUUGCACCAUGUUUUUUUUCCCUUUCACUCUUCUAAUGAACAGAAAACAUACAACAAUAAAUAAGUGGUUCCAUUCCUCAUCAAUCCAUCUCUCUCACCGCGUUGGUCACAGCACGGCAAAAGUGGCACCUUGGAAUUUCAAAACAAAACUAUCCAAAUAAAAUAGAUAUUUAGUUAAUUUGGAGGGCACAGAAUUUGGAGGCCGGUGUAUUUUCGCAACAAUGCUCUUGUGGAAUGAUAACAAAAUAGAAAAUUAAAAAAACGUCUGCUGCUAUAUACUGUCCUAUACCUUUUCUGUUUGAAAAUGACUUCCUCUUGAUUGAUUCAUUUGUCUUCACUUUCAUGCCCUCUCCCAGAUUAGUAGCUCAAAUGGUUUCACUCUCCGCCCUGCAGUAGAUCAGCAGAACGGCACCCCGAUCAGUGAGCCCCAGCUAGCUAGCCUGGGUAUGUGAGUGUGCGUAUGUAUGCUCGGCAGCCUGUCUCGAACAGGGUGAGGGGCUGGUAGCUCUUAUGGUGAGGCAGGUGGUCAUGACGGUGACAGCACUCCAUUCUCUCUGCUGGUGACAGCCAGACGAGAGGUCACGCAGUGAAGUCACUGUCUUAUCGUUCCGCGCCACAGUUAAGGGCUAUUCAAAACCACUAUUUCCAUUCCCUCUACCACACUGCAGUCCAGGCCCGAAUUCACAGACGUCAAUGUGGUCAAUGUGGUCAUGGAGGUAGAAUGAGUGACAGAACAACCCUACAGAACUGUAAGAAUAAGAGCUGUGUUUUAUUUUUUCAUUGAGACGAUAGCAGUGAAUGUGUGGUUGUGGUUAAAAUGCUGUAAAGCGCCUUGAGACAACUUUAUUGUUUUGGCGCUAUAUAAAUAAAAUUGAAUUUAAUUGAAUUGGAAAAAAAAGAGUUGUUAGAUGAUGAGUAAAAAUAGCCGCUGAGGACAGCUAAUUUGUCUACAGCGUUUGGCCAAUUUCCUAUAGGAUCAUGGAGCAAAGUGAACUUUUCUCAGAGUUAUUCUUAUUAUCUCAGCAGGGUAUGUGAGAGAAUGUCUGUAAUUGUUUUGAAGUUUCUGAAAAGGGAAUUGGAUGCGCUGUGGAGAGAGUCUUCACAUUUCACUCCCCCUGAUUUUCUCUGAUAGGUGAAUGAAUCAAGAGCAAGUACUUGCAUGGCCUGAUUCUCGGAGCUUGACAAAUAUGAGAGGAUAGGAUAGAUUUGCUUGUUGUGUCUAAAAAAAUGUAAAUGCCUUAACCAUGAACGAAAGCAGUCUUCACUUGCAUUGUCACAUGUUGGAGGUGGUUCAGGAAUGCUGACACUUUACAGACCGUUCUGCUAUACUACUGUGACUGUAUGUGCUACAUCAUACAGUGAUAUUCUUUCCAAAGCCAAAUAAAGCCAUUUACUAACCAAA
Molecule: messenger RNA, 4703 nt
Organism: Clupea harengus (Atlantic herring)
Lineage: Eukaryota; Metazoa; Chordata; Actinopteri; Clupeiformes; Clupeidae
Gene: neff1
Product: neuronal intermediate filament family member 1
Biological process (GO): intermediate filament organization
Cellular component (GO): cytoplasm; intermediate filament
Molecular function (GO): structural constituent of cytoskeleton
Source: RefSeq, a predicted model, not a curated record